This is a messenger RNA of Penicillium canariense, 2133 nucleotides long. RefSeq lists its product as uncharacterized. NCBI's taxonomy places the organism in Eukaryota, Fungi, Ascomycota, Eurotiomycetes, Eurotiales, Aspergillaceae. The record is from RefSeq and is a predicted model, not a curated record. The coding region runs from base 1 to 2133 and encodes 710 amino acids. The transcript is spliced from 2 exons.
AUGACUUUGCUCCAUCGCCGAAUAUUCUGCAGAUGGGCUCUGCGAAUCUCCCUUGAGACAUCAUUUUCAAGCACAAUCGGAGCGGGAGGCUUCUCGAUCAGCCCUAAACUUGAAUUUCGUGCGAUUGUGCCAAUAAAUUCCGAGAUAUUCAGCGCACUUUAUGGUGCAGAGGAGAGUUUCAGGUCGCAGGAUGUCUCUUCUGUAAUUCAGAGUACCCGGGAGGCUCUAUUCGAAGCCUUUCGUGAAGGCAAAGCAUCAAAGUCGGAUGCUCUUGAAAGCGGCGAUACUAUUCUACAUGUAAUCACCGGCUGGCAAAAAUACAGUUCUCGCUGGGAUACUCGUUCACGGCUUACCUGGCGUUCGUUUAUCAAAGACCUCUUACAAGCGGGCCUCUCUCCGGACCGUGCGAAUUACCGCGGUCAGACUCCUGCCGACAGAAUGAUCAGUGGCUUCGGUCAUGAAAGCAGCGAUCUGGAAAAGCAGCAGAUAACGAUUGAUAUCUGUUCAGACCUACUGAAAGCUGGGGGAUAUAUGACCCGAGAAGCCCUUGAUUGGAGGCAUCAAGAGAAUGUUUUCAACCCUUAUUACUAUGUGUGGAGAGGAGAUGGACGUAGGACAGAUGACUUGUUCGAAGACUUUAGCUUCCGCCUUAUUUGGAGAAUUACCGAUGAGAAAGGGCUCCAAGGUAUUUACACCUCAAAGAGAAAUCUGAAGGCACGUGACGCUAAAUUAAAUCAAGACAUCGAUCUCCCAGAAGAGCUACAGCCUCUCAUCUACAAAUCGAGGAAACUCAUGACCGCACAACUGAGAAGAGGGAUUGAUCUCCAUCGAUGGAUCAAAACUUACACUCGUUGGGGGGAUGGUUUAGCCCUGAUUCUUCAAUCUGGUCAUGCACCAACCGAAGGCGCCCUUAAAGCGGCAUGCGAAGCGAACUGCGAGGAGAGCGUCAAGAUAUUGGUGAAUGAUCACAAGUACUUCAUUGGAAAUGAAGAGCUUGCAAUCGCCAGUUUCCAUCCUAACCAGGCUAUUGUUGAUCUAAUUGUUAGCGAAUUCAUUGAUCGCAGAAAGCGGUUACAGGCUCUUGCAGAGGCACACUUACCGAGAAGUGUCCAAGAUCAAUUACGCAUCGAAUCCCAAAGCCUACUGAAUGUCCAUGCUUAUGAAGCAUAUAAACUGCUUGCAGCGACUUCUGUGGAUUUGGAAGGUCUCCUGGAACGUCAUAGAUGGUCAGUCUUUGACUGUUUCGGUGUCAAUCUUGAUUUGGCGGAUCGGUUAUGGAGUGCUGGCUUCCGAGGCGUGGAUGAAAUCGAUGAUGACGACAAGACGUGUCUGACAAAAGCUUGGACAGACACACCACCCUGUGAUUUGGAAGUCUUCCUGCAAAAGACUCACUGGUUGAUCAGCAAAGGUGCUGAUAUCUAUCACCAAAAGUCAUCUGGAUCGGCCUUGCAUGAUAUAGGAAACAGCGUGGGAUCAAUUUUAUACUGGAUGAAAGAAGAGGAAGACUCUUCUUCGAAGAUUCAUUCGUUAAGUGAGCCAUCAACGGCCUUAUUGAGAACAGUUCUUUCCGACAUUACUCGAGACGAUUGCGAAUGUGCCUGUUCUCUGAACGGAUGCUCUCCACUGACGACCCUUUUGAGCGGACUUUUGCCCACACGGACUGACCAUGGAACUGUAGCCAAGCUGAUUCAUCUCUUUGCUGAAUUAUUGAGAGUUGUUCUCUUUCACUCAAAAUCCGAGCCCGAGCUUGAUCCACGCUUCAAGAGCCAUUUGAGUGUUGGCAUACUUCGCUUCAUCACGUUCAAAAGCUUGGAUAUCACUCAUACUUGCUUGCAUGAGUACAGAAAGAUCGUGCCAGAAGAAAUAGAAGCGAUCCAAGAUGAAGAGGAACCAUUAAUAUUGGAUCUCGAGAGGCUAUUGACACAAUUUUCCGAAGAAUUGAAUGUACAUGGCUUGCAACUUCCGAGCUACAUAACAGGACUGUGGCGGACCAACAUGGCUUCAUUUCUAUCAACGCUAAGGCCUCAUAGUUCAAAAGAAAUUGCUCAAAUUCUUGAGCUGGGAGUCAUCCUUGAUGGUCAUAAGACGCAAGGGGAAGACUUUUGCAUUCUAGCUGCGGCUGAGGAUCAUUAG